ACAUACAUGAAUUAUCAAACAUACAAAACAAACAAACACACCCGACUUCUUCUCCCUCACAAACAACCAACGGCGGAGUAACCGCCGUGAAAUAAUGCGUCACCCCCAACCCUACACCACAUAACCUUCCGUUACCUCCGUCAAAUCCCUUUAUACCAACCCUAAAGUCCCCCAAAAUAACCGUCGUCAAACCACCACAAUCUCCGGCCACCGCAUCCCAUUCACCGCCAUUCUCAGCCGCUUCAAUUCACAUUCCGAUGACCAAACCGCAACUCCUUCCUCGCCGUUCGCCGGACGAUCGCCGGCAACUGCUGCAACCGCAUUCGCCGCGUCGAAUCAAACGCCUCGGAGAGGUCGUCGGAACAACCACGGCGGAGAUCGCAGCUGUGUGCUGCUGUGUUCCCUGUGCGGUGGUUGAUUUCAUGGUGUUGACGAUGUAUAAGGUUCCGGCGGGACUGUGCCGGAACGCGAUGCGGAAGAGGCGACGGCGGAGGUUGAUGAUGCGCGGCGGUGGUCGGAGAAACUUUUCCGGCGAGGAUGACGUGGCGGUGACGGCUGAGCGGUUUGUUACGACGGAAGUGGAUGAAGAUGUCGUGGCGUUUGAGAAUGAGAUGUGGGAGAUGUUUUCGGAAACCGGGUUUUGGAGAAGCCCUUCGAUGAUUGGGAAAAACGUCGUCGUAUCGACCAAACCCGAACCCGCCACGUCACCUUUACGUGUCCCCCCUACGCCCCUCAAAGCGUGACUAUUGUCACGCCCAAUCCCUACGCGCCAAAUCUUGUAAAAGUGGUGUCACGACGUGUUGACUUGGAUUAAUCAUGCGCUUACGCGUGAAUCCAUAAUACAUAGUCUAAUGUUUUGGUUUGUUUGGAUUAAAUGUAUAAACGAAUAUUUUAAUAUUGUUGAUUGUUUGGCUCGAAAACUAUAAGAUGGAUGAAAUCCGUGUGGUGUGUAGAAAAUGAAAAAGUUUUUAUGCACUACUCGUCGUGUGGUGUGUAGAUAAUGGAUAAGUUGUUAAUGCACUAUUCGAAGAUGAUAUCAUGUUUGAGAUUAAACUAAUUGAGAAAUCGAUGGUUUGGUUU
Molecule: messenger RNA, 1080 nt
Organism: Helianthus annuus (common sunflower)
Lineage: Eukaryota; Viridiplantae; Streptophyta; Magnoliopsida; Asterales; Asteraceae
Exons: 1
Coding region: 258-743 (161 amino acids)
Source: RefSeq, a predicted model, not a curated record